GCCAGGCAUAAAUGAGCAUUUGUCACCAGGCUAUUCCAGAGUAUUUCUCACACACUGUGCCUUGGGCACGACAGAGUGUGAUGUUUAUCUUUUAUUACCUGCUGGAUCCCCCUGGAAAGAAUCUCUGUGGGAUUCAUCAUCCGCUGCUGUUUGUUGGCGGUCUACAUAUAAACGCACCCUGAAAGCCGUCGCUGAAGGGAGAGUGGUUACCGCAGCUGAUUUGCAUAAAAACGUGUUGAGAUGAAUGAUGAAGGGGACCUUCCACAGGAGGACACAUCAAAAGAUGAAGGUAAUGAGACUGAAGGCAGCCGGAUGAACAAGUUGAGAAGGACAAGAAAAAAGGUCACCAAACAGCAUCUUUGCUCAAUGGAUGGGGGCAAUUCCAGCGAGAGGUCCAGAAACCGAACAGCAGAUCUGAGCAAACCUGUCUCUGCUGACUCUUGUCCCUCCCACAAUGACAAAGAUGACCAGAACCAGAUGUCAAUUCGAAACCACUCACUUCUCAGUGCUGAGGCCAGUGUUCCUGAUGCUGAAUUCAACCCAAAUGCUGAUCACACCAGGGACAACGCUCAGACUUUGACACCGCCUCAACUUUCUUCUAGAAUGAAACACAUUAAACAAGAAAUGGCCAAGAAUCACCUCCAGUUUGUACGAUUUGAAGCAACAGACUUGCACGGUGUCUCCAGAUCUAAGAGCAUCCCUGCACAGUUCUUUCAAGAAAAAGUGAUCCACGGUGUUUUCAUGCCCCGUGGUUAUCUGGAAUUGAUGCCGAACCCUAAGGACAGUGAGGUGAAUCACAUAAGGGCCACGUGCUUCAAUAGUGACAUAGUCCUCAUGCCAGAGCUGUCAACCUUCAGAGUCUUGCCAUGGGCGGAGAGGACCGCGCGGGUGAUUUGUGACACCUUCACGGUAACCGGCGAGCCUCUGCCGACGUCCCCCAGGUACAUCGCCAAGAGGCAGCUUCGGCAGCUGCAGGACGCCGGCUACUCUCUGUUGUCUGCCUUCAUCUAUGACUUCUGCGUUUUUGCCGUGCCAGAAGUGAUCAAUUCAAAGACCAUAUCUUUUCCUGCCUCGACAUUGCUGAGUGACCACGACCAGCCCUUCAUGCUGGAGCUGGUUGAUGGUCUGUACCACACCGGGGCCAACGUGGAGAGCUUCUCCUCUUCUACCAGGCCUGGGCAGAUGGAGAUCAGUUUCCUCCCAGAAUUUGGCAUUAGCUCAGCGGAUAAUGCAUUCACCCUCAGAACAGGUGUCAGAGAAGUAGCCAGGAAAUAUAAUUACAUAGCGAGCCUUGUAAUUGAGACCGGGUUCUGCAAUUCAGGAAUUCUGUCUCAUAGUGUUUGGGAUAUGGGUGGGAAGACAAACAUGUUCUGCAGUGGUUCUGGGGUGGAGCAGCUCACCUUCACUGGGAAGAAGUGGUUGGCAGGCCUCCUGAAGCACUCUGCUGCUCUCAGCUGCCUGAUGGCCCCUGCGGUUAGCUGCCGCAAACGCUACUGCAAGGACAGCAGAGACCUAAAGGACAGUGUGCCCACAACGUGGGGGUACAACGACAACAGCUGUGCCUUGAACAUCAAGUGCCAUGGUGAAAAGGGCACCCAGAUAGAAAAUAAACUGGGUUCCGCCACUGCGAACCCUUACCUGGUAUUAGCCGCCACUGUGGCUGCUGGUUUGGACGGACUUCAGAGCGGUGAUGGUGCUGGGGCUGGUUCAGAUGAGAGCCAGGAUCUUUAUCAACCAGAACCUUCCGAGAUCCCUUUGAAGAUGGAAGAUGCCCUUGCAGCCCUGGAGCAAGAUGAAUGUCUGAAGCAGGCUCUGGGAGAGACCUUCAUACGCUAUUUUGUUGCCAUGAAGAAGUAUGAAUUGGAAAAUGAAGAAACAGAUGCAGAAGGAAAUAAAUUCCUGGAGUAUUUUAUAUAGGAGGGAACUGUCGG
Messenger RNA from Acomys russatus (golden spiny mouse), 1931 nucleotides. It is a transcript of the gene Lgsn, whose product is annotated as lengsin, lens protein with glutamine synthetase domain. Bases 241 to 1917 code for a protein of 558 amino acids. Gene Ontology annotation, molecular function: glutamine synthetase activity. Gene Ontology annotation, cellular component: membrane; cytoplasm. The transcript has 5 exons. The record is from RefSeq and is a predicted model, not a curated record. NCBI's taxonomy places the organism in Eukaryota, Metazoa, Chordata, Mammalia, Rodentia, Muridae.